AUGGAAAAGAGAAUGUCUCAGAGACAUUUGCCCCUUACAUAUUGUAAAUUCAUAACCCAUAUUUCGUGGCGUAGGGCUGAUUGUUAUGCCACAUGGGUGACCGAACCCAGCGCCGAGUCUCGAUGCCGAGGAGACUUUCACGAAUCAAUCAGCACCAGAAAGACUGCUGCGCUUCGACACCAGCGCGAGCUCUUAUGGCGAUACAAGCGCGAACGAAACAUGCUCUCCCAGACCGCUUUUCGGGCCUCACUACGAGCCCUCCCUCGAGCUAGUCGCCCUGCCCUCCCUCGUUCCAAAACAUACUCCCCUCCAUUAUGGCCCAUAUCGCGAUCCUCAAUACCAAGCCAAAGAUUUAGAUCCGAAUUUCCGAGAUAUCCUCCCUCUUCCCCUCAGCCUCCGCGACAUCCAGGCAGAGUAGUCCAUGUCAGAUAUGACCCCGAAGCAGCACGGAGAGCAAAACCACUUAUCACGACCCAACAAGUCUCCAAUGCUUUCCGAAGCCGGUCGUCGAAAUGGAUAAUGAUUGUGGCAGUCGGGGGGGCCGGCGUAUUUUACUUCAGCAACAUAGAGGAGGUGCCGGUUUCCGGAAGGAAGCGCUUUAACUGCUAUACCGAGGAAGCUGUGGAGAAACAAGGGGACAUAUUGUAUCACAACAUCAUGGCAGAUGCGGAGGGUUCUAUUUUGCCUAGCUGGGAUCCUAGGGCGAGGAUGGUAGAGAGGGUUAUGAAGAGGCUAAUACCGGCAAGCGGACUAGAGCAUGUGAAUUGGGAGGUCUACGUUAUUAAUUCCCCAGAAAAGAAUGCUUUCGUUAUCCCGGGAGGCAAAGUAUUCGUUUAUAGCGGUAUCCUACCCAUUGCGAAGACAGAUGAUGGUCUCGCGGCUAUCCUGGGCCACGAAAUAGCACAUAAUCUUGCCCAGCACGCUGCGGAAUCGAUGUCCUCACUCGUUAUGCUCUCUCCCAUCCGGUGGGCGCUCAUAUUCCUAGAUGCCACGGGCUACACGGGUGGAUUGGGACGGAUCGCUGGGGAUAUUGCGAUGGAUUUUGGUCUGAUGAGACCGGCUUCCCGGAAGCAAGAAAGCGAAGCGGAUUAUAUUGGAUUAAUGAUAAUGUCCAAGGCUUGCUAUGAUCCAAACGCUGCAGUUGGCGUGUGGCAGCGUAUGGAGGCUGCUCAAGCAGACCAGAUUCCACAGUGGCUGUCGACACAUCCUUCGAAUACUUCUAGGAUAGAGACGAUGGAGAAGUGGGUGCCGAAAGCAGAAGCAGUGAGGGAAGAGAGCGGUUGCGCAGCAACUCUGGGCUACUCCAAGGGAUUCAACGAUGUCCUCGGCGGCUGGCGUGGCUUUGGGAUUAUGCGGCCAUAA
Molecule: messenger RNA, 1362 nt
Organism: Venustampulla echinocandica
Lineage: Eukaryota; Fungi; Ascomycota; Leotiomycetes; Helotiales; Pleuroascaceae
Exons: 3
Coding region: 1-1362 (453 amino acids)
Biological process (GO): mitochondrial protein processing; protein quality control for misfolded or incompletely synthesized proteins
Cellular component (GO): mitochondrial inner membrane
Molecular function (GO): metalloendopeptidase activity
Source: RefSeq, a predicted model, not a curated record